Molecule: messenger RNA, 781 nt
Organism: Amoebophrya sp. A120
Lineage: Eukaryota; Dinophyceae; Syndiniales; Amoebophryaceae
Source: the annotation of a GenBank genome assembly
AUGCAUAAGGUACUUGGAAUAUGGUCUAUCAUUGAGUCAAUUAGUUUGCAAUGCCAGGAUUUGCUAUGCAUUCGUGGACGACCUCGCGCAGCUUGGGCUUUGUUCGGCAUAACAAAUCGUAGGCAUUUCAAAUUGAUUUGUCGUGAUAUGUACGAAUAUUCUUUUGCCUUCGAUAUACUUCCCACAACUAUAUCUUCAGCGGCAAAAUUUUUUGCCCGUCUCGAAGAUCACAUUUGCUUGCAACUACCUACAACAUCUAUACGAUUACGAAUCACCAUUCCACCGGAGGACUUUUUGCAGUAUGGAUUUUAACUUUCGUGUCGUCGGGCUGCGCAAGAAGGUUUUACGAGUCCGGUCAUGUCAGUGUCAGUCUAUGAGUGAGCAGUAGGAUGGUCGGUAAGAGAGAGAAAUAUCAUGCCGGCCUUCUUGCGCAGCGUCUGGCGGUGUUGGGGUUAAAACGCAUAUGCAAAACCAGGAACGCAACAAUUGCAGCUCCACUUACCGCCACAUCGUCGUCGAGGAUUACUACACAUCGACAUCAUACAAGAGAAUUUCUACAUCGCAAUAAAAUCAGAAAAUUGCAGAGAAAAACUAUGGGGAUCAUCCACAACUACCAGAUAAAUUCGCAUCAUCUAGUUUCAGUUCGCUUCAAUAUUAGUCAUCGUGUAUUAGUAUUUUAUUUGCAGUCUACGCGCCUUCAACUACAUCGUCACCUAGCUCAACCUGUUUGCUCGGUGGGACGCGAGGAUCCGUUGCCACGACGAGCCAAACCGCUUGGACG